Baudoinia panamericana UAMH 10762 is the source of this 1164-nucleotide messenger RNA. RefSeq lists its product as uncharacterized. The coding region runs from base 263 to 865 and encodes 200 amino acids. The record is from RefSeq and is a predicted model, not a curated record. The transcript has a single exon. Gene Ontology annotation, biological process: mitotic spindle organization. Gene Ontology annotation, molecular function: dynein complex binding. Gene Ontology annotation, cellular component: dynactin complex. Lineage: Eukaryota; Fungi; Ascomycota; Dothideomycetes; Mycosphaerellales; Teratosphaeriaceae.
GGCGCUGGAGGCGGGCUGCGCAUUUGGGGCGUUGUGGGUUUGCUCCGAUGGGGUUCUCUCUCAAUCUAGCAUGAAGUACUGCAUCACUUAGCACGGCAUACCAUGUCAUGAUGGUGAUGGCUUCCGCCACCCUAAGGACAGCACGUUUUAUCAAUGCAGCAUUCACGUGCUUGCGCUUGCUAGCGCGCUUUCUUGCUUCGCUCUCGUGGUCUGAACUUUCAACUUACAUGUCACGCGUGUAUGAACUUCCUGGUCAAACAGUAUGACUUCAAAGCCAUCACCGGCACCUACAACACGUGAAAAGCGCACGCCCGCGGAGCAGCCUCCUGUGGCGAAACCGCCGUGUGACAUCCAUGCUUCAGCAAUCAUCGCAGAGAAAGCGCAGAUCACAGGCACUCAUCCCGUAGAAAUCGCUGAAGACGUUGUGGUCCAUCCGUACGCUAAGAUACGUGCUGAAAACGGCAGUGUCAGCAUCGGCAAAGGCAGCAUGAUUUGGGAACGGGCUGUCGUAGGCUGCGCUGAGGGUUCAUAUGCUUGCAGCGUCGAAAUUGGCAUGGAUGUGAGUAUCGAGACUGGUGCAAUUAUUGAAGGUGCCGCCAUCGGUGACGGCACGAUUGUGGAUGUCAAUGCGGUCGUCGAGAGGGGCGCAGUGGUGGGUAAGUGGUGCAGGGUCGCUGCGCUUGAGCGCGUUAAGGCUGGGGAGAAGCUGGAGGACUUCACCGUGGUGUUCGGGGAUGGACGGAGAAGGACGGAUGAGACGAUAAGGAAUCAUGAGGACGUGAGGGAGGCUAGACGUGAUGCUCAGGUAAAGACGGUGGCAGUUAUGAGGGGUUUGGUGGCGGAUGCGAAGGGGAAGUGGCUUUGACGAAGAUUGCGGACUGCUAGCUACAAGCACGAUUACAAUCUGACAAGAGUCGAACACUGUUGUGGCGGAAUCUGACUAAUCUCCGUACUUGACCAGCCCUCACGCGGAAAGGGUGACGAUUCAGUCGCUUCUGUCACGCAGCUCUACGUCGUCCAAAGCUACACUUCGCGCACCCCAAGCAAAGCCGUACCGCGUCCAUUGUUUCGGUACGCGGGUAACGACAGCGUCUUCCAGCUAUAUCGGCACUUCUAUAACAGUGCCAUCCUUUACUGCGCAGUCAACGACCCUGAUAUGGUCGA